Macrosiphum euphorbiae (potato aphid) is the source of this 486-nucleotide messenger RNA. Lineage: Eukaryota; Metazoa; Arthropoda; Insecta; Hemiptera; Aphididae. The record is from the annotation of a GenBank genome assembly.
AUGGCAAAAUCAAAAACUUUUCUUUCAUUAGUUAUAUUUUCUACAAUAUUCGUACAUGCUCAAUCAUUAUUAUUAUGCUAUCAAUGUGUUUCAACACAUCCAGGUUGUGGCACACCAUUUAAGUGGUUGUGGCAUAAAACAAUUUCUUGUCCUGAAGAAGAUGAUUUAUGUGUAAAAGUCAUUGAAAAAGUUGGAGCUGAAGAACGUAUUACUCGUGAUUGUUUGAGUUCAUUAAAAGGUUUUCGAACUGAUAUUCCAGCCGACAAGUAUGAGGGUUGCAGAAAGAGUUCUGUGGAUGUUAAGCUAGGCCACUAUGUGAAUAACUCAAUACCUGAAUUGGAUAUUAAACGAGACUAUUACGAUUCAACUACCUGGUGCUUUUGUUAUUUUGAUCAUUGGUGUAACUCAGCUAACAUGUCUACAUCUUCCAAUUUGCUUAUAGUGUUGAUAAGUAUAUUUUUUUUUGUUCGUAAUAUUGAUCAAUGA